ACAAAUAGAUAAGAUACACAACCAAAAGUCAGGACUAAUUUUAAUGUGCGAGUGGUAAAGCAUUUAACUUUGGUACGUAGAAUCCUAUGUAUAAGUAGAAGCCUUUCACAGCUAACUUUCCUAUGCGUAAAUAACUCAUCUUUCUUUAUAAAAAAAAAUCAAUCUUUAUUAACUUUCUCUUUCGUCGGUUGGUUGGUUGGUUGGUUUGUGUUGUGAAUUUUAAUCAUCAAAGCUAUGCAAAGAUUCCUAUUCAAUAGAUUGGUACAAAAGAACCUACUUUUACAUUCAUUAUGUCCAAAACAACAUCUUUCUCAAAGUGAGCAGGCCUUGUUUAAAGCAGAUUGGAACACCUUGGUCCACAUGCUAAGAGCUUCCACAGACAUGAGUUGGGAUUUUUAUUGUCAUCAGCUUCAUAGCUACAUUCUACGAUCUGGGUUUGGCUCAGAUGUCUCUAUCUCCAAUGCCCUUAUUCGCUUUUAUGUCAAACUUGGUUCUUUGAAUGGUGCACACAAAGUGUUUGUUGAAAUGCCUCAUCCUAGUGUUGUCUCUUGGAAUUCUAUUAUUUCAGGGUUCGUGGGCUCUGCUCAGUUUAGUAAAGCACUGGGUAGUUUUCUUGAGCUUGACAGGUCUGAUAUUUUUGUAGACUUGUUUUCCUUGACGGCUGCUUUGGCUGCGUGUGGCCCGCUGAGCCUUUUGCGGUUAGGCCGGUCAGUUCAUUCUAAGAUAGUGAAAUCUGGUGUAGAAAAUGGCAUUGUUGUUUCCAAUUGCUUGAUUGAUAUGUAUGGGAAAUGUGGUUCUGUUGAAGAAGCAAUGGUUGUGUUCAGUAAUAUGAUUGACAAGGACAUAAUCUCAUGGAAUUCGGCCAUUGCAGCAUGUGCUAAAAAUGGAGACUUAAAACAAGCAGUUUGUUUUGUACAGCAGAUGCCUAAGCCUGAUACAAUAUCAUAUAAUGAGCUGAUAAAUGGGUAUGCACAGUUUGGAGAGAUGGAAGAAGCUGUUGAGAUUUUGUCAAGAAUGCCAAAUCCAGACUCGUCUUCAUGGAACUCCAUAAUAACAGGAUUUGUAAAUAGAAACCAAGCAAGAGAAGCUUUGGCUGUCUUGUGCAAAAUGCACUUGGAAAAUUUAAGAACAGAUGAGUUCACAUUUUCAAGUAUUUUAAGUGGAAUUGCAGGGCUUUCUGCUUUAACAUGGGGAAUGUUGAUCCAUUGCUGCUCUGUGAAGAGAGGCUUUGAUACAUGUACUGUUGUGGGAAGUGCUUUAAUUGAUAUGUACUCCAAAUGUGGAGAGGUUACAAAGGCAGAAUUGAUUUUCAAAUCAUUGGCAGAUAAAAAUUUGAUCACUUGGAAUGCUAUGGUUUCUGGCUUUGCUCACAAUGGAAACUCUUCAAGAGUACUCGAGCUCUUUGAUCAGCUGCAGCUCGAGAGAACUGUGCAGCCCGACGAAAUCACAUUUCUUAACGUUUUAUCAGCGUGCGCUCAUAAUCGAAUGCCAUUCGAAACAGCAUUUCAUUACUUCAAAAUAAUGAUCGAGGAUUACGGAAUUGAACCAAGUAUAGAACACUGUUGUUGUAUGAUCCGGUUAAUGGGACAGAGAGGGGAGCUGAGGAGGAGGGCGGUGGAGUUAAUCUAUGAGCUGGGUUUCGGGGGUUCUGCUUUGGCUUGGAGAGCUCUGCUUGGUACUUGUGAGGGUUGUACGGAUUUAAAGUUAGCAAAGAUUGCAGCUGCAAAAGUGAUAGAGUUGGAGGGUGACAAGGGUUAUGCCUACAUUGUUAUUUCCAACAUGUAUGCUUCUUAUGGAAAAUGGGAAGAUGUUAAGGCAGUGAGGAAGUUGACAAGAGAGGAGGGAGUAAGAAAAAUAGCUUCUUAUAGUUGGAUCGAGGUUGUUCCCUAUUCACCCUCAUAAUAAUGAAACAAAUACAAAACAUAGGAAAAUGAGUUCUUGUGAAUUAGUGAGAUUGCUACUCGAUACAUUUUUUACAAAUUUAUGUUUAUGCUCGUAUUUAUUUGGGUAGUAAUAGGAUUAUCUUGUAAAAAGAAAAGGACUAAGCUUUUAAGUUGUAAAGGCAAGAAUCAAAGAAAAGAAAUACUGUUUUUUCAAUUGGUAAAAAAUUGAACAGGACAAACUGAAACAUUAUUUCUCAAUCACAAUAUCAUGUGUUGGAUGAAUUUUGAGUUGGAAUCAUUGUAGCUACAUAGUAAACAGAGCUGGGAGUUUUAAUAAGCCAAAAAGUAUAAGAAUCUUUUGUUCCAGUUCAUCAAAAUAGCUUCUUCAAGUUAAUAAUGAUUCUUCUUCACGCAAGUCACCUUGGAACCGACAAACCAAGCU
Messenger RNA from Cannabis sativa, 2325 nucleotides. RefSeq names its product putative pentatricopeptide repeat-containing protein At5g47460. The record is from RefSeq and is a predicted model, not a curated record. Gene Ontology annotation, molecular function: RNA binding; protein binding. NCBI's taxonomy places the organism in Eukaryota, Viridiplantae, Streptophyta, Magnoliopsida, Rosales, Cannabaceae. Gene Ontology annotation, biological process: RNA modification. The transcript has a single exon. Bases 235 to 1902 code for a protein of 555 amino acids.